Messenger RNA from Labeo rohita (rohu), 4572 nucleotides. Its product is annotated as gastrula zinc finger protein XlCGF57.1. NCBI's taxonomy places the organism in Eukaryota, Metazoa, Chordata, Actinopteri, Cypriniformes, Cyprinidae. Gene Ontology annotation, molecular function: RNA polymerase II cis-regulatory region sequence-specific DNA binding; DNA-binding transcription factor activity, RNA polymerase II-specific. Gene Ontology annotation, cellular component: PcG protein complex; transcription regulator complex. Gene Ontology annotation, biological process: regulation of transcription by RNA polymerase II. The transcript has 2 exons. Bases 611 to 1807 code for a protein of 398 amino acids. The record is from RefSeq and is a predicted model, not a curated record.
AACGCGCUUAGUCUAUUUACAGUUUCUACAGGCGAUGAAACACGAAAUCGUCUUUAUUCAGUGAAACAUUGCAAUAGUUGAUCUAACAUUAAAAAAACAUUAUUUUGUGCGAAUAAAGCGCAUAAACACAUUAGUCACAGAAAAAAGUGCGUCUCAUUUCGCUUCCUAUGUGGUGAAUUUGGUCACGGGCAAGUAGUGAUGGAGAAACCGCUUUUUAAAACUCCGAGUCAAAUGAAUCAAUUGCUUCACAAAAUGAUUCAGUGUUUCGAAUCGCUCGAAUCACCGCAAACUGACGGCACUGGCUGCUCAAAACAGUGUUAAAUGAUCAAAUAAACGCAAACGUGUAUUAAUAACAACUCUGUAAUAUAGUAUACUAAUCAUUAAUACUUAAUAUUAUUAAAAACUAAAUGGUAAGAGUCUAAUUUAUUAAUUUGUUCAUUAGUAGUAGUAGUAGUAGUAGUACUGAACUAGGGAGCUGAAUGAGACACACUCAGAGAUUUAGUUUGGAUUUAUUUUUCUAUAUGUUAAUCAUUCUUAGCUUAAACAGGACAAUGUGUCCGAACACACAUUGCUGAAGCAAAGGAGAUCUAUGUGACAGACUAUUAUAAAGAUGGCAUUUAUUAAAGAGGAAAGUGAAGACAUGAGGAUUGAAGAAGCAUUCAGAGUCCAACAUGAAGAUACUGAGGAACGAACAGACUUGAUGUCAAGUAAAGAGGAGAGUCAAGAACGGAAUGAAACUGAAGACAAAGAUCAGUAUGAGAAACAUCCAAGUUGUCCACAGACUAGAAAGACUUCUUCACGAAAAAGAGCUAAAAAGACAGGAGCUAUAAAUAAUUUCACCUGCCAACAAUGUGGAAAGAUUUUCAGCGAAAAAAGAAACCUAGAAGUUCAUAAUAGAAUUCACACUGGAGAAAAGCCUUACACCUGCCAACAAUGUGGAAAAAGUUUCAUUAAAAAGGGAACCCUUAAAGACCACAUGAGAACUCACACCGGAGAGAAACCAUACACAUGCCCUCAAUGUGGAGUAAGUUUCACUCAAAAAGGAAUCCUUGAAAGGCACAUUAGAAUUCACACCGGAGAGAAACCGUUCACCUGCCAAGAGUGUGGAAACAGUUUCAUUCGAAAAGGAAGCCUUAAAGGCCACAUGAGAAUUCACACUGGAGAGCAGCCGUAUACAUGUCCUCAGUGUGAAAAGAGUUUUACACAUAAACAAGCUCUUAAUGCCCACAUAAAAAUUCACAUAGGAGAAAAGCCUCACAUAUGUGAUCAGUGUGGAAAGAGUUUUUAUCAACAAGGAGAUCUCAAAGUCCACCUGAGGAUUCAUACUGGAGAGAGCCACUUCACCUGCCAACAAUGCGGAAAGAGUUUUACUCGAAAAGGAAACCUUGAAGUCCACAUGAGAAUUCACACUGGAGAAAAGCCGUUCAUAUGCCCUCAGUGUGGAAAGAGUUUCGAUCAGCAAGGAAACCUUAAAGUCCACAUGAGAAUUCACACUGGUGAGAAACUUUUUACCUGCCCACAGUGUGGAAGGAGCUUCACUCAAAAUGGAAACCUCAAAGCCCACAUGAGGAUUCACUCGAGAGAGAACGGUUUUAUUUGUCAUGAAUGUGGAAUGAGUUUCACAGACAGGAAACAGUACAAGAAUCACAUAACAACUCACGCUGGACAUAAUCCUUUCUUGUGCCGUCAUUGUGGAAAAACUUUUUCAGACAAAGCAAACCUUGAAAUUCACAUGAGAAUUCACAGUGAAGAGACGCCUUUCACAUGCGUCCCUGAGGAAAGACUUUCAGAUCUGAAGAAAACAUGAGGCGUCACACUAAAGAGAAGCCAUUUAUUUAUAGGGCCGGGCGAUAAAUCGAUAAUGAUGAUUGCUGUGUGAUAUUCAUUUCCUUGAUAAACGUUAACAAGAGUUCGAUAAAUGUUCGAUAUAAUAUUUAUAGGCAGAACAAAAGCGCACUAGUCAAAGCGCGCCACUUGAACUGUUUAUCUGUUCUGAUCAAAGUUCAAAUGGUGGCACAGUGCGAACUUACGUAGAGCAGAUGCGUUCACUCACUGAGGAGUCCGGGUCUCUAAACAGCACCAAUGUGAAUCGCUUGAAUUCAGUGAAAAACACACGACUCUGUUUACAGCCAGAUGAAACAGUGCUGACAAACAGGAGAAACACUGUGCGCAAUGAUACAGUCAGAAGGCUUUUCAAUCUACAAAUCACCAUCAUUUACCAUAGAUUCACUGCAGUAACACUCACUGCACAGUGGUAUUGUGUCAGAAAUGUGGGUAUAUUUGUACCGAAUUUUAUUAUGUAUUGAUAGAGGAGUAAUGGAAUAUAAUUGCAGUAUUUUUGUGAUUAGCGUUUAUGCAUUUAUACUAAAUGUAUUUAUUAUUAUUAUUAUUAUUACUGUUAUUAUCAUGUUCUAUAGAUGAUACUAUGCAAUGGUUAAUAAAAAAAAUUCAAAGAGAAUAAUUAAAUUUCACCAUAUAAAAAUGAGGUUGCUACAGUUUUUACAGAUGUUACUGAUUUUGCUAAUGAACAUAAAUCUAAAAAAAUAUAUUAUAUUAUUAUUAAUAUUAUCAGGUAACAAAUGUUUCUUGGUUUGAAACAAUAUAGAACAACAUUAAACAUUAAAACAUGCAAAAUAAAGGAAUAUUUUUUUUCAGUUAGGAUAUUUAUUUUGUUAAGAAAAUAUGACUGGAAAAGUGUGAAGAAUUAUGAAAAUAAACUUCCACUUUAAUUAUAUGCAGUAAUAAACAACAUUUAAACAAGAGCUUCACGAUACUGGAUCAACUGAGAAUCCCAGUUGUUUUAAAUAAAUUGGAGACGAUGAUUCUCUCACGAUUCUGGAGAAGAAAGAUUAGAAAAAUAAACAAAAUAACGUAAUUUACUAGUGGUUCUGACAAACUGUUCACUACUUAAGUCUUUUAAAAACAUAUAUUCAUUUAAACAAAAUCAAAACAAAGUCAGUGCCUUACUUCAAUAAGCCUGCAUCCCAAUGUGCAUACUAUCCAUCCUAAAUUCUAUGUAAUAGUAGUCAUUUUCAAUACUACUUAGGGCAGAUAUGGUGGAUAGAAUGCACAUUGGGACACAGGGUAAGACACCUUAGACUAUUGAAAUCUCCUGAAUGAAUGAUUAAAUGACGUUCUUUUUUUUAAACGGGCAGUUGUCGCCACCUAUUGGUGGAAGAGGAUAAGCGUUACAAUACAUACAAGUGUUAAGAUACUUUAGUUUUGAUCGCUACUGUAGACAAUGUGUUUAUACCCAAACUAUAAACUUUUAUCCCAGUACAUCUAUUAUUUAAAUGUUUGUAACACUGAAUAAUGAUUAUAAUGUGGUUGAAAAGACUGUUUGUGUUGCUCUUUCUGCAUUCACAUGUACCCCGAUCCUCUGAUUCAUAAACAUGUGCAGCCACAAAACGUGCUUCUCGCGCUCCACUGACACUCGCGAUGUGAAACGGUCCUAACAAACAUAGAUAACUCGUUAUCAUUCAGGAAUAAGAUUGCGUGGGUGUUUGAGUUGAGAUCUCGAUAAUUUAAUGAUUAAUGGAGCAGCUCUAAUGUAAACACUGCAAAAUGUUUUAUGAGGAUAUCGCCACAAGAUCUCGUCACAUCCCUAUAAAUAAUAUUUUAAAGCCACAUUUAACCAUCGGGUUUUUGACAACUUUCACAUUAUAGCAAAAAUCUGCCUUUAAAUUUUGAAAAAAAAAAAAAAAACAUUUAUCGUCAUAAUUAUCGAUAUCGACUGAUAUGAAAAAAAAUAAUUGUAAUUAUUCUUUGGCCAUAUCGCCCAGCCCUAUUUAUUUAUUAUAGGAUGCAUUCACACUGGUAGCUCGGUUCUCUUGGUUUGGUCCUUAUUAAAAAAGAAAAACAAUACAUUUGUUCCUGGUCUGCUUAGCAUUCACACUGCCAUUUCUGACAGUGAACUGAAGUUACCGAACCUAAUGACACAGUGAUACGUUCACAACCUUAUCGGGUAGUAUGAUGUAUAUUUCGUGAUGGAACUCAAGGACCAAACAAAAGGUGCUGUAUUAAGUCGAAUACACCUAAUCUCAUCUGCUGGACUAAGCACACUCAUAUGAUUUUAUUUUAAAUCACCUGUGAGCUCAUAACCUCCUCGUUGCUCCACGUUUGCCCUCUUCUCAUUUUGUUUUGAAUACGCUGCUUGUUACGCGUCAUCAAAUCAUGUUGCAUAGCAUUGCAUCUUGUCAUUACAUUCUGUUUUUGGUUUGUUUUGAAGAAUUUGGCUUGUGUUGCAUUCAUAUUUCAUUUGAACCACACCAGAGUUUGAUUGGAAGUGGACCGAGACCCAUCUUUUUAGCGGUUUAGGUCUGCUUGCUUGGUGCGAACCACGGUUCAGAUGGCUGCGUUCACAUUUACUCAAAUGGACUGCACUAACAAUCGCACCAGAGUUCGUUUUAAUCUAACCAAACAUGACACACCCUUAAAGGGUUAGUUCACCCAAAAAUAGUUCCUCUUCAAGUUUCAAAUCUGUAUGAGUUUCUUUUUUGGAUUUAUGGCCCCUUUUUUGUCACCCGUGUUGACAUGACAGUAUUAUCUCUGAAGACAUAGAUUUGGUGUUUA